AUGGCGAAUGAUCAAAUGAAAUCCGUGGCAUCCUUGCUCUUAGUCCUAAACUUCUGCAUGUACGCCAUCGUUCUGGGUAUCGGAGGAUGGGCCAUGAACAAAGCCAUUGAUCAUGGCUUCCUCAUUGGACCUGGGUUCGAACUCCCGGCUCAUUUCUCGCCCAUUUACUUCCCGAUGGGGAAUGCUGCGACGGGAUUCUUCGUCACGUUUGCUUUGAUCGCCGGCGUGGUGGGUGCCGCCUCUGUAAUCUCCGGUUUAAACCACAUCCGUGCCUGGAAUUCCGAUAGCUUGCCGGCUGCUGCCUCCGCUGGCACCAUUGCCUGGACCCUCACUCUUCUCGCUAUGGGUUUCGCCUGCAAACAGAUUGAACUCGAAGGCAGGAACACCCGACUGAGAACCAUGGAAGCAUUUAUGAUCAUCUUGUCAGCGACCCAGUUGCUGUACAUAGCAGCCAUUCAUGGUGCUGCUUCUCUCAGAAGAUGA
This is a messenger RNA of Linum trigynum, 483 nucleotides long. The record is from the annotation of a GenBank genome assembly. Lineage: Eukaryota; Viridiplantae; Streptophyta; Magnoliopsida; Malpighiales; Linaceae.